UUUGACGGCUUGCGCAGUGUGUCGGUAGCGCUCAAUGACGGAGUUUCAUUACUAUCCGUGCAGAACUGCCUUAGCUGUCCCCCCAGAAGAGCAAACAAAGUUGAGUUUUUGCCUACAUAUUUCUUCAUACCCGAGAAGAAUAUGCAGGAAAGACCUAGUCUAAAACAACUUUCCAGCUAUAGUUUUUAAGAGAUGCGUUUUACCUCGAUUGACCUGUAGUAGGACUCGCAACACAAGGCGCUCGAUUUUAUAAGGGGAUACGGAGUCACAGAGACCUGCUCACUCCGGUGCUGCGAUAAGAACAGAGCACGCUGAAACACCAAGAUAGAGGGUAUUUUGUGGCGGUGUUCACACGUUUAACCGGGACCGCCAGACCAGUGGAUCUCCGUGAAUGCGUCAGGAAUAACCAAUCUAAAGGCGCACUUGCUUGGAUGCCCUGCCAUUACUUCACCUAAAUUCCAGUCCGCUGUACAACUGGACACUUGUCAGAGUGCCAAGCUGAAGUUCACAGGGAAUUCGUCAGCACAUGAUGUACACAAUAACUAGAGGUCCCAGCAAGCUUGUAACACAGCGGAGAACAGGUCCCACGCAGCAGAUUGAGAACAAAAGCAACGACUUAAAACACAAGCAAACCACCUGGUCAGUGUCAAGUUCUCCCGCACCGAAGCUCGUUUUUAACCGUCUGAACGGGAAGCGGUACCACACUUCGCCCACCCCGCUUAGCGACACGUCGGCAGAGGGCUUCACCGCGGCUCACGAGGAGAACGUCAAAUUUGUGCAUGAAGCCUGGGAGGAGGUGACGCAGCAGCUGAGUGGGGGGGCUCAGCCCGAGCAGACUGAGGGGCCUGUGCAGUACGCAGAGAAGACCCCCAACCCAGCGAUGAAGAACUUUGUGCCCAUCGACCUGGAAGAGUGGUGGGCCCAGCGCUUCCUGGCCAACAUCGCCAACCUGUCAUGAUCAGGCCAUCGAGUGCGAGGGCCGUGGCCAUGCGGACCUGACCGGGGGGGUGGGGGGGGAGGGGGGGGGAGGUGCAGCAGAGCGGGAGGAGGGCUGCUGCUGGGACAAAAGAGGAAGAGGAGGAGCAAAGGAGGGGCGGGCAGUGCCCGGGCCAGUGCCAAGAUGCCCGCUCUGCCACGCCCGCUCUCCUCUGAACUCUGACCUCAUCACUACAACUUUAGCACAACACCCCACCAUCACUAACCGCCAUCAGCUGAUAUUCAAUUAGACGGUGGAGGAACCAGUCAGUGAUUCCAAUCUUUUCCAUUUCUUUUUCUAGUUUCUUUUUAACAAUCCCACACUGUGAACAGAAGAAACUGUAUUGCUAAAAAAAUAAUAAAACUAAUUAAAAAUGAGAAACUUGCAUUUUGAAAA
Anguilla rostrata (American eel) is the source of this 1372-nucleotide messenger RNA. RefSeq names its product MAPK regulated corepressor interacting protein 2-like. The transcript has 5 exons. The record is from RefSeq and is a predicted model, not a curated record. Lineage: Eukaryota; Metazoa; Chordata; Actinopteri; Anguilliformes; Anguillidae. Bases 527 to 958 code for a protein of 143 amino acids.